Fomitopsis serialis is the source of this 2279-nucleotide messenger RNA. RefSeq names its product glycoside hydrolase family 16 protein. Gene Ontology annotation, biological process: fungal-type cell wall organization; (1->6)-beta-D-glucan biosynthetic process. The transcript is spliced from 7 exons. Gene Ontology annotation, molecular function: glucosidase activity. Bases 47 to 1915 code for a protein of 622 amino acids. The record is from RefSeq and is a predicted model, not a curated record. Gene Ontology annotation, cellular component: endoplasmic reticulum membrane; plasma membrane. NCBI's taxonomy places the organism in Eukaryota, Fungi, Basidiomycota, Agaricomycetes, Polyporales, Fomitopsidaceae.
CGCGCAGCAUUCAGCCGCCCAGCGUUGCGCUUUCUCCACACCCACCAUGGCCGCUCCUCAACGCAGGCAGCCUCAGCAGUACUAUGCCGUCCCACAAAGCCCGCAGAACAACAGUCGAUACCAACCUCAGCCCCAGCCUCACACUCAGUCGUACUCCAUACCGCAACCCUCGACGAGUGGGAAGAACGACACUGCGCACGGUGUCGCGACAGGUGCGAUAGGCGGAGGAUAUGGCCCCUACUCGUACAACCCGAACGUCACGAACGGCCAGUAUAACUCCUCCCGCUUCAGUGCUGCACCAUCCGAAGUGUCGAUCGGCACGACGGGGGAGAAGACAAGCAGUGCCACGCCUAUGGUUGGAAGCGCGACCGUGCAACAAUAUCCGUACCUUUGGGAUACCAAAGAUCCAGAGCUGGACGAUGCUCUUCACAACCCUGACCCCGUCCGGGAUGCAGCAAUGGAACGAACAUGCAAUCCGUUCUCCUCGAGAGGAUGGCUCAACGUCUCCGCACUAAUCAUCCUCGUAGCGGGCAUCCUUACGCUCUUUGCUGGGUAUCCCAUCAUCCAUUAUUUCACGGAGGAGAAACCAUCGAAGAUAGGCUUCAACCUGGGGGGCAUCAACGGCUCUGGACAGGUGCCAAAUCUCGCCAUUCCAAAGCUAAUCGAUUCGGACACGCCGGAUUCGGCAAAGUCGUUUACGUCGAAGGACGGCACGUCGUACGACCUUGUCUUCAGUGACGAGUUCGAGACUCCCGGGCGGACGUUCUGGCCGGGGGACGACGCGUUCUGGGAGGCUGUGGACAUGAACUAUUGGCCGACAGGUGAUGUGGAGUGGUACACGCCGACUCAAGCCACGACGGAGGAUGGCAAGCUGGUUCUCACCUUGGAGGAGGUCGAGAACCACGACUUGAACUUCCGGAGCGCUAUGCUUCAGUCGUGGAACAAGUUUUGCUUCACGACAGGUUACAUCGAGGUGAAGGUCAGUUUGCCAGGCACACCGAAGGCUCCGGGCUUCUGGCCUGCGGUAUGGACGAUGGGCAACCUGGGCCAUGCUGGAUACGGAGCAACGACCCAGGGAACGUGGCCUUACACGUACGACAGUUGCGACGUCGGAACAUUCCCGAACCAAACGUACUCAAAUGGAACACCGAGUGCGGCGGAAGGACUGAGUUUUCAGCCAGGUCAGAGGGUCUCCGCCUGCACGUGCCCUGGCGAAGACCACCCGGGCCCGUCCACCUCCGUUGGUCGCGGCGUUCCUGAGAUCGAUAUCUUCGAGGCUCAAGUGGCGGAGGGGUGGCGAGGCCAGGUCUCGCAGAGCAUGCAGAUCGCGCCGUAUGACGCCAAGUAUCAGUUCAACACCGACACCGGCGCGACGACCAUCUUCGACAGUGACAUCACGUCGUUCAACACGUACCUGGGAGCGCAGUACCAACAGGCCGUCUCGGGCCUGACGUUCAUCAACAGUUCCGUGUACAACAAUUCGGAGUACGGAAUUUACGGCUAUGAGUGGUACUCGAACCCGGACAACCGCGACGACGGCUUUAUUACCUGGUACAGCAGCGGCGAGGAAUCGUGGAAGAUCACAGCAGCCUCGCUUGGUCCCGACAGUCAGACACAAGUCGGUCAGCGCCUGAUCCCGGAGGAGCCCAUGUAUAUCAUCAUGAAUUUUGGAAUGUCGCCGUCAUUCCAAGAACAAGAUUGGAUGCACCUGGAGUUCCCUGCGAAGAUGUAUAUUGACUAUGUACGCGUCUAUCAGCGUUCGGAUGUCUCGGAUGGUACGACAUGCGACCCUCCGAAAUACCCUACGGCAGAUUACAUCAACAAGCACGCGACUGCUUACUCGAACCCCAACCUCACGACUUGGACAGGAGCUGGCUACGGCUGGCCCAAGAACUCGUUGUACGACGGCUGCUAAUGAGUCAGACGGCGAGCCUCGUCUACGUCCUCUUUCACGGCUCCUAGUGUUGUUUGCAUAGUACUGGCAUUGGUGGUUCCUUCGUCGCACGCUUCAUUUGUCACGAAUACUUGCAUCUAUUUCGGUGGACUCGUUUACUUUAUUAUUGCGUACUGCUUAGCACCUCACGGCCUCACCCUCCCCUGGCCCUGUCGUACACGGACCCGCCACCAUACUCCCACCCUGCUCCCUCCGUCGCGGCCAGUGACAAUGACCUGCUACUCGCCGAAUGUAAAUAGUAGUACGUAUACGUAGACACUCGUUUGCUCUGAGAUUCUUCAUGCUAUGGGCCGUACCGCCCUGAAUACAAUGCUCUGCGCAGAGA